Messenger RNA from Phragmites australis (common reed), 3397 nucleotides. Its product is annotated as disease resistance protein RGA5-like. The coding region runs from base 283 to 3243 and encodes 986 amino acids. The transcript has 5 exons. Gene Ontology annotation, biological process: defense response to other organism. Gene Ontology annotation, molecular function: ADP binding. NCBI's taxonomy places the organism in Eukaryota, Viridiplantae, Streptophyta, Magnoliopsida, Poales, Poaceae. The record is from RefSeq and is a predicted model, not a curated record.
GUUUGUUUCGAUUUUUGUUUUGAUCGUUCCAUUUCUCGAUCAGGUACAUGCAUCUGACCGUUCCAUUUCCCGAUCGAACAAACUCUUGCACCUCAAUCCCACCAAAACCCCGCCGCCGCCGGUGACUCCUGCCACGCGGAUCUACUGUCGCCGCCUCCACCUCCCGCCGCCGCCGUCACGUGCCCGGGAGAGAUUGGUUUGUUGGUGGAUUGAAGAAGAAGCAAGAAGUGAGGGGGGAGGGAGCAACGGGAACAGGCUCCACCGCGACAGAAUCAAGCGAGCAUGGAUCUCUCGACAGAGAAGAUAAGCAGACUCAUCACCAAGGUGGCCAGUCUCCAGGAGGACUACGUGCACAAGGAUCUCUCAGCGGGCCUGGAGAUGAUGCGCGCCGCCCUCGAACCGAUGGACCAGGUGCCCAGAGACCAGCUCACGGAACUGGGCAAGGUCAUGGAGCAUGUCCGGGAGCUGUCCUACGACAUGGAGCAUGUCAUCGAUACCAUCCUAUUGUGCGUGCAGGAGGGCCUUGAGCAGCACACUAACCCUGCCAGGUUCAGACGCCUCCUGGGGAAGAUGGGCAGCUUCUUCAGCAUGACCAAGGCCGAGAGGCUUCACCGCAAAAGAGUUGGCCGACACAUCGAAGAGCUCUUGCAACGCGCAAUGGUGAUGCAACAACCGUGUGAUCUUUACCGCGUGAUUGAUCUUAGUAGUAUAUUACGUAGGCAUGCCGCAACAACAACAAGAGAUGUGCUUAUAGGCCUGCCGCAUUAUUGGAAAGUGCCAGAGCUGGUUGGCAGUAGCGAGCGAAGAGAUGUGCUUAUAGGGAUGCUAUCCGUAGGGGAUGACGACCCGUCCAACAACAAGAUAAAGGCACUCUCGGUUGUUGGACAUGGAGGAUUGGGCAAAACAGCUCUUGCCCUAACACUGUAUCAGGAGCUUCGUCCACAAUACGAUUGUGCGGCUAUUAUUCAUGUCGGCCAAUAUCCUGAUUUGAAGAAAGUUUUGAUCAAUCUUCUCCUUUGUCUUGACACGCAAAGGAAUAAAGAUGAUUUCAAUUUGAGUGAAUUGGAUGAAGACCAGCUCAUUGAGGAACUUCGAGAAUUCCUCGCAAACAAGAGGUACUUUCUUGUAUUUGACGAUUUAUGGGAUUCAGAAAUAUGGAAAAUUAUAAAUACUGUCUUGAUCGAAAAUAGCAACGGCAGUGCAGUUCUAACGACAAGUCGCACAGUUGAUAUUGCUGAAGACUUUGAUUUUAUUUACAGAUUACAGCCUCUUUCAGAUACUGACUCUAGGAAAUUAUUCUACAAAACAUUAUUUGGUUCUGAAGUCAAGUGUCCCUCUACACUGGCGGACAUUUCUGAAAAGUUAAUAGCAAAAUGCGGUGGAAUACCAUUGGCCAUCAUUGCUCAAGCGAGGUUGCUGGCAAGUAAGCCAUUGACAAUGGAAGACUGGCAUGCAGUGUAUGACUCUUUUGGUUACGAAUUUGAACAAGGUCCAGAUAGUGUGAGAGGGAUAUUAUCUUAUUCUUAUAAUGAUCUCCCUGCCCAUUUAAGGUCCUGCCUUUUGUAUUUAAGCAUGUUUCAAAAGGGCUACGAGAUCAGUGGAGAGCGCUUGGUAUGUUGCUGGAUAGCUGAAGAUUUCAUCCCCGAAACUGGAGGACAAAGUUUGCAGGAAGUAGGAGAGUGCUACCUCAAUGAGCUCAUAAACAGAAAUCUGAUUGAGCCAGUGGACGUUGGUGCUGGCGGUAAGAUUCUGUCUUGCCGUGUGCACGACUUGGUGCAUCAAUUGAUAAUCUCACUCUCAACCGAAGAUAAUUUUGUUACCAUUUUAGAUGGUUGUCAAGGCAUAUCAUUACCACAUAGAGUUUGGCGGCUAUCCAUCCAUGGAAAUAGUAUCCAGCACUCCUUGUCGCCAAUGCGCUUGUCCCAUGUGAGGUCACUUGUUGUUUCUGGUGAUACAAUGCCAUCCCUAUCAGAUUUUCACGGUCUACGUGUUUUAGAUUUAGGGGGGUGUGAUUCUUUGCAGGAUGAUCAUCUUAAGGGUAUUGAGAAAUCACUUCUUCUAAAAUAUCUUGCCAUAGGAGGUAAACGUAUCACUGGUAUCCCGAAACAAAUUGCCAGUCUGAAAUUACUGCAGACACUAGAUUUAAGGGCAAGUUGUCUGAAGGAAUUGCCGGAAAGUGUUUUCCAGGUAAGACAUUUGCAACGCCUAUGGGUUAAAAGUGAUAUGAAGAUACCAGUUGGGAUUGCAAAAAUGGAAGCUUUGCAAGAGCUAGGUGACAUCAACAUCAGUAAGCCAGAGUUACUGAAAGAGCUCCGCAAUCUGACCAAGUUGAGGGUUCUUAGGAUUGCCAUAUGGUCAUGGAAUGAGAGUUUGAAGAACAACGAUGAGAGUUUGAUGAGCUAUGAUGAACAACUCCUGGAGUACUUGCGUUCACUGGUGCAGAGCAGGCAAAGCAUCCAAAGUCUCUUCAUAUCAACAUGCUGCUCCCUGGAUUUCCUGAACCAGUUGGGCGCCCAAUGGUCCCCUCCAAGUCUCGAAAAGCUUGAGAUACAGCACAGUAUCUUCUACACAUCGCCAGGAUGGAUGUGCUCACUUCAGAAUCUUUCCUCAUUAUCAAUUGAGAUCGACAAGUUGUCACAGGAGAUUGUUGAUAUUCUCGGGAAAUUGCACAAUCUUUGUUUCCUCUCCCUGACAUCGAAAUAUGCCGCAGAAGGGAAGUUUGGAGUCUGCACUGAUGGAUUCCAAAAGCUAACUAGCUUUUAUUUGGCUAGUAAUGCUAUGGGAAAGAUAUUUGCACCAGAAUCUGCAGCCAUGAAAAUGCUGAAAAGGGUUAAGCUUUCAUUCCAAGCUUCACGGACAAAAGAUGUAAAUCAAGGUUUCGAUUUUGGGUUGGAGGACCUGUGUUCCCUAAAGCAUGUGGAUAUUGAGAUAAUCUGUUUCAAUGUCAGUCGCCGUGUGGUAGAAAAUGCAGAGGCUGCCAUUCGGGAAGCACUAUCCAGGGGUUGUAGUCGUUACCCAAAUCUGGAAAUACGAAGAGUUCGAGAAGAAAGUAUGAUAGAGGAUGUGAAAAAAAGAGCCGCAGAAGGAAAUGAAGAAGUGGAAAAAAGAGACGAGUUCAAGCAAGAAGAUCAGAUUUACUGCGAAAAUGCUCCGACAAAAAAGGAGAAAGGAAUUGCUAGAAAAAAAUCAGACCAUUUCUCAUUGACUCAAAAGCCACACUUUGACCCUUCACAGGGUCCUUAAUACUUCAGGUUUGCAAGAUUAGGUGUGAUUUCCUGCGCUUGAUGGGCUAAUAAGGUAAUGACGUAUUUAGGGUGUGUUUAGUUGUCCGUAUGAGUUUUUUAAUCUAUAGUGUAUAUCCUGAAUAAGUAUAAGCAGACUGAGUGGAUACAGUGAC